Molecule: messenger RNA, 3138 nt
Organism: Siniperca chuatsi (mandarin fish)
Lineage: Eukaryota; Metazoa; Chordata; Actinopteri; Centrarchiformes; Sinipercidae
Gene: ppic
Product: peptidyl-prolyl cis-trans isomerase C
Exons: 6
Coding region: 238-852 (204 amino acids)
Biological process (GO): protein peptidyl-prolyl isomerization; protein folding
Cellular component (GO): intracellular membrane-bounded organelle
Molecular function (GO): peptidyl-prolyl cis-trans isomerase activity
Source: RefSeq, a predicted model, not a curated record
UCCCCUCUUUCUCCUCUCCUCCUCUCCUUUAUUUCCUUUUAAUCAUCCUCUCCUCUCCUCGGUGGGCGGGGCUUUGGUCCAGGUUCAGCCCACAGGGGGGAGUGGUCUGGUGAUGAAGCCGAGUUCGGAGUGCUGUUUACCGGUCAGCCUCUCAGCUGUGUCUCGCUGGUAUUUCUUCUUCUCCCUCCCUCACCGUUACUGCCAGCAGGGGCCUGCCGCCGCUCUCUCCGGUAAAAGAUGGAGCUCCUACCCGCUCUGCUCUUCCUCUCUGCCGCCUGUCUGCAGUCGGUGUCCGGUGCGACACGGACAGGACCGAAAGUCACCGAGAAGGUGUUUUUUGACAUCACAGUGGCGGGUCACGAGGUGGGGCGUAUCGUCAUCGGCCUUUUUGGGGAGGUCGUCCCAAUCACUGUCAAUAACUUUGUCGCCCUGGCAACCGGAGAGAAAGGUUACGGCUACAAAGGGACAAAGUUCCACAGAGUCAUCAAGGACUUCAUGAUCCAGGGAGGAGACUUCACAUCUGGAGAUGGAACUGGAGGUCACAGCAUCUAUGGAACAACUUUUGCAGAUGAAAACUUCAAACUGAAGCAUUUAGGAGCCGGCUGGGUGAGUAUGGCGAACGCCGGUCCGGACACCAACGGGUCGCAGUUCUUCAUCCUGGCUACCAAAGCGCCGUGGCUGGACGGGAAACACGUGGUUUUUGGCAAAGUCCUGGACGGGAUGUCUGUGGUUCACACCAUCGAGCUCCAGGACACCAACGACAGGAACCUGCCAUACACCGAGUGUGUGAUCAUCAACAGUGGCAGGAUCCCCGUCAAAGAGCCCUUCGUAGUGGAGGUGGAGGGCUGGUAAAUGCCACUAUUUACACUAAGACAUCACGUGAUUAUUAUAUACUGGUGAUCAAUCAGGAGUCCAGUUUGCAGUUUUGCCAAAUUCACAUUUCAUAUAAUUACUUUUGCAUGUGAACAUGCUAACUCUAAGACGCUAGCAUGUAGGGCUGGGUAUUGUUUGAUUUUUUUGACACCAGGGCUGAUACCAUACCUAAGUUUCAGUAUUGAUACCAAAACGAUUCAUUUUUCAACACUUUAAGGAAUAUAAACAUGUUUUUUCUUUUUUUCUAUUCAACAAAACACAAAACUUCAGUGUUUAAUUUUGUCCUAACACAAAGCACCUGUGCAAGGACUUUUCCCUGAAUAAAAUACAGACAGAAAUGAUCAGAAAUGAUGAUUUAAAUUAGAAAAUAUUUGAUCAAAGAGUAAACAAGACUAAGAUUCUGACCAAGGAUUAAAUUCCAGCUUUCAAUACUCAGUGGUACGGACGCAUUUCGGUUGGUACCAAAAACGUAUUGAGGUUCAAUACCCAGCACUAUUAGCAAGCUAACAUGAACAUGAAGCAUUGCAUCCAUGUUUACAUGCUUACUGUUACAUGUUACAUAGGCUAAAUAUUACGUGCUAAACGUUAGCAUGUUAAAAUCUAGUUGUAACAUGCUAACAAUAGGCUUGCUAAUGGCGCCAUGCUAACAAACACUUAACUUUCUUUCGAAAAAAAGUCAGCAAAAGUGCUUUAACCUGGUAAAGGUGAACGGGACUUCUGAUCGAUGUUCGCAGAGAUAAUAUAAGUAACAGAUAUUUUCAUUAAGUUAUUAACAGAACAUAUCACACAGUGAUGUCUGACAAGUGUUUGUGAAGGGAGGGAAGAUAUUUUUAUCAGCUUUCUGACAACAGGGAGUACAGGUCAAAGAAAAAUUAAUCUGUGGUAAAUGAAAGACAUCCACUUGUUAAACCUACAACUCAGAUUAGUAGACACAAAGUUAAAUUCAUCAUAGAUAGUAAAGGAAUACACAAACAUGCACAAGCAUGUGAUACUAUUCUCUAUGCUCAGCAGAAAACCUCAUAUCUCCAAAAUGGCCACUUUUUCAGGAUUAGUAAAUCAGAUUAAUUUUUGUCAAUGAAGCAACUUUAUGAUCCCCAGAUUUUUGGCAUAGUGGCCUUUUUGACCAAAUGGUUUUGAAAGGAUUCGUGAUUUUAGGGAGAUCAACUAUAACGUCAUUUAUAAAAACAUAUCACUGAAUGAAACAAUACACUUACAAUUACAAUUACAGCGUUUAUUUUAUGUGCUGCAAGGUGGAUCGUUUGCAUUUACGUGCCCUUUAUUUGUGACGUACUCCAUGUAAAAUGACCUCUGGAAUACAAAUACCGAAACCUGGAGAUAUGAGGUUUUCAGCCAUUAGUGACACAUUGUAUGCAGAGGGGAGUGGUGUCAGUUUGACGUCGGUGUGUUCAGUAUUUAUCAGGUUCACUGUGGUUCAUGCUAACGGUUUUAUCCGUUAGCAUACUUGCAUUCUUAGUGGAUGGUGCCAGUUAGCAUCAGCCCUAAAACUCUGUAUCAAACUAAAUAAUGAACUGUGACUCAAACAUGACAAAUAUCAUGGAAACUUGCACUACAAUAAUGUAUGUAGCUCAUUAAUCUCUUAUUGCCAAAUAAUUCUUUAUUUGCCAAAUUAGCUUGUACUUUCUAUGCAUCGAAUCAAUACUUAAAUAUCUUCAUUUCGUUUCUGUUAACAGACAUAUGCAAAAAACUUACAAACUCUGUAGCAAGUGUCAAAUGCCAUUCUAGCACCUUAUUAUUUAGGAUUUUCAUCGUUCCAUCAUUGAAAAUGAAGAUUUCCUUGUUCAUGUUUUGAUUAAAUGGAGAUACAGUAUCUUUUCCUCUUGAUGCAUUAUGCACCAUAUCAUGUUUGCAAAAACUACAGCACAAAUUGCACAGGAGGAAAUGUUCAAAAAGUGUGGAAGUGGGUAUUAAUGCUGUACUAAUACUGUUGCUGUCCUCUCAAUAAUGAUCUUAAAUGUUGUACUUUGUGUCAGAGGUGUGUUGUAGCUGACUGACACCAGGUCUGACUGUUUUAUCUUUUGUCAUUUUUCUUUUGUGAUGUAUGUUAUUAACCCGAAACUGUCAUGGUAGCAUUAUAAUGUAGAAAAGUUAUGACUGAUAUUCCUCAUGUCACUGAAGUUAAUGCAGCUUUUAAAACCUCUUUAACAAACAUAUCAGCAGUUCUGUUUUCAUUAUUUAUAAUAACAGCAGAAGAAGAGUGCCAACAGCUGUAUUUUCUACAAUAAACAAUAUGCUGUUGCAGAACAA